AUGGUACUCGUGACUGUCGGGACCAGCGUAGCAAUUGACACGGAUCCGUCAUUUCCAGGUACGUCUUCAAUUGCUGUUGCGGCAUCACUCAAUGAUGUUCCAGAAGUCAAUAAGACCUUGUCAGCGCCUCAAGCCCAGGCGACACUCAAGCCAAUUCUCAGCCAAUGCAGCGAGGAAGAAACCCAAGCCUUCAGACGCGCAUACAUCUUAACCGGGUUACAAUUGACCCAAGCAAUGAUUGCCGCCGACGGGCCACUCUACGACUUCUUCUUCGCCCGUAUGCCAGGCAAAGCAUACCUAAGCAACCUAUUUGCCAAGAUAUUGCGAGGAGGGCGACUUCCCAGCACGAACAUCCCACCCACCAUCGUCUGCGCAACGAGCGUCGAAAAGCUCGCCGCGUAUCCGAAAGUAGAACUCAGAGUUCUGAGGCAGUGCUUUGACAAAGGGAGCUACUUCGUCGCACAGCCCGACGCUCCGUACCACGCGUUGUUUCUGUGUAAAGCUUGGUUUCGCGAGCAAGUCACUCCUUCGCCGGUGGCUGUGUGCCCACAACUUCGCAAUAAUCGGUACUUGUCCCAGGGCGAGUUUCCGGUUGGUCAGAGUAGUAUUCUGUUGAUUGGGCUGGCGGAGGUUUAUGCGAGUUUUGUGAUUGGUACGGAUAAUAUCAAUCAGUUCUGGAGUCUUAAUAUUGCUAUUCAGGGGAGGCAGGAUUAUACUUUCCUCAAUAUUGGGUGUUUCCUUUAUAUGGCGCUCAAUGGCUGUAACCAGGUGUCGCAGUUGCCAGAUCUUACUAAACCUCCGUGGAAUCAGGAUUCAGGACGUGGCUUCGUUAGCAUUGGCACAGAUUAA
This is a messenger RNA of Bacidia gigantensis, 849 nucleotides long. RefSeq lists its product as uncharacterized. The transcript is spliced from 2 exons. Bases 1 to 849 code for a protein of 282 amino acids. The record is from RefSeq and is a predicted model, not a curated record. Lineage: Eukaryota; Fungi; Ascomycota; Lecanoromycetes; Lecanorales; Ramalinaceae.